ACAUUUAUGACUGCAAGCAAUAUCAGUGGUAAAGCCGACAAAACACGUAAACUGAUUGAAGAUUAUGUAACCUCAACAACAUUUGACAAACGGUGUAUCGAGUUUAACAUCGAGUAUCAGCACCUGUACACUACAUGCCUGUCCAAACCGGUAACGCUGACAUUGUUUGGGUUCGGAUCGAUCACUAAAGUAUCGCUGGGUAUGGCACUGAUAGCCUGUUUGCCGUACAUACCGGAUAUCGUUGAGUUUAGUUUGGAGCAUAAGAUCCCAAUCAAUCAGAAAGAUUUAAAUCGUUAUAUCAAUCGGUUUGUCAACGAAACACUUGAUGGCGGCAACAAUGAUGAUGAUAAUGAUUGACAUCAAUAUAUAGAUAGAUAGUUAUCCACAAAAAAAUCAAACCAUAAACUUAUUGACCAUUGUUUUUGUAAUAAUAAUAAUAAUAAGAAAAUAAAU
Messenger RNA from Oppia nitens, 453 nucleotides. RefSeq lists its product as uncharacterized. The record is from RefSeq and is a predicted model, not a curated record. The transcript is spliced from 2 exons. Lineage: Eukaryota; Metazoa; Arthropoda; Arachnida; Sarcoptiformes; Oppiidae. The coding region runs from base 7 to 357 and encodes 116 amino acids.